Chenopodium quinoa (quinoa) is the source of this 2510-nucleotide messenger RNA. Its product is annotated as xanthine dehydrogenase 1-like. Gene Ontology annotation, molecular function: iron ion binding; oxidoreductase activity; FAD binding. Bases 394 to 2487 code for a protein of 697 amino acids. The record is from RefSeq and is a predicted model, not a curated record. The transcript is spliced from 3 exons. NCBI's taxonomy places the organism in Eukaryota, Viridiplantae, Streptophyta, Magnoliopsida, Caryophyllales, Amaranthaceae.
AACUUGAGGAAAGGAUGCUUAAAAGUUAAAAUUAAAGGACUUAGCAAUUCUUAACUUCAGAUCCUCUUCCAUGUUACAAAUAGACUCCACCCGAGUCUAUAAAAUUUGGUUUUCUUUUUCAUUUUUUUUUUCGGGUUUUGAUUAUCUCAAAUUCCUCUGACAACAGGAUAGCACUUUGGUGAAGAACUGCAGAUGCAGCACCGUUUUCUUUUUCAUUUUGGCUUUUGAUUAUCUCAAAUUCCUCUGACAACAGGAUAGCACUUUCCUGACAAAUUUUAGUGAAAACUGGAACUGUUUUGUAACCUUUCUGUUAUUUACUAUAAGUUAUCUUUGCAGGAAUCGUUGGCAAGGUCACAUGGCACCCAGUGUGGAUUUUGUACUCCUGGAUUUGUUAUGUCCAUGUAUGCUUUACUAAGAUCCUGUCAAACUCCUCCAACUGAGCAGCAAAUAGAAGAAUGUUUGGCAGGGAACUUGUGCCGUUGCACAGGUUAUAGGCCAAUUGUUGAUGCCUUCAGAGUUUUCGCUAAAACCGAUGACAUGAUAUACACCAAUGCUACCUUGGAAGGUCGUAAAGGCAAUGAGUUCAUAUGUCCAUCGACCGGUAAUCCCUGCUCUUGUGGACUGAAGUCUGAUUGCAACUCUGAUAAUAUGAAAGAAAGCGGGGCUUGCAAUAAAAGUUACAAACGACUUUCUUAUAGUGAUAUUGAUGGUAGCAAAUACAAUGAUAGAGAGCUUAUUUUUCCUCCUGAGCUAUUGCUAAGGAGGUCUGCCUUUUUUAACUUGAGUGGUUUUGGUGGGCUUAAGUGGUGUAGACCUGUGUCACUUCAACAUGUUCUAGAGUUAAAAGCCAAAUAUCCAGAGGCAAGGUUGAUAAAUGGUAACACUGAGGUUGGAAUUGAAAUGAGGCGGAAGAGAAUGCAGUAUAAAGUUCUUGUAUCAGUUGCACAGGUGCCUGAGUUAAACAUUUUACAUGUGAAAGACAGCGGAUUGGAGAUAGGGGCUGCUGUGAAACUGUCUGAGCUUCUAUCUGUUCUUAGAAGAGUUUCUGUACAGCGUGCUGCUCAUGAAACUUCAUCUUGUAAUGCUUUUAUUGAGCAAAUAAAAUGGUUUGCUGGAACUCAGAUUAGAAAUGUUGCCUCUGUUGGUGGAAAUAUCUGCACAGCUAGUCCGAUAUCAGACUUGAAUCCUCUUUGGAUGGCUACCGGAGCAAAGUUUCACAUUAUUAAUAGCAAGGGAAACAUCAGAACAAUUUUGGCAGAGAACUUUUUCUUGGGGUAUCGUAAGAUUGAUUUGUUAAGUGAUGAGAUUUUACUAUCAAUUCAUUUACCAUGGACAAGGCCUUAUGAGUUUGUGAAAGAGUUUAAGCAAGCUCAUCGUAAAGAUGAUGAUAUUGCAUUAGUAAAUGCCGGGAUGCGUGUUCACCUUCAGAAAAAGGACGAAGAAUGGCUUGUUUCAGAUGCAUCAAUUGUCUAUGGAGGGGUUGCUGCUGUUUCUUUUUUUGCGUCAAAAACAAAAGAUUUUCUCAUAGGAAAGAGUUGGAACAAGGAGUUGCUAGAUGGGGCCUUAAAAGUCUUGGAGGAGGACAUAUUACUUAAGGAAGAUGCACCAGGUGGGAUGGUGGAGUUCAGAAAAUCUUUGACAUUAAGUUUUUUCUUCAAAUAUUUUUUGUGGGUAUCUCGAGAAUUAGAUGUAAAUACACCUUUGACAGAGAGUGUAUCCCCAUCAUAUCUGUCAGCGAUACAACCAUACCAUAGGCCACCUGUAACUGGGAUUCAGGACCAUGAGAUUGUCAAACAUGGGAUAGCUGUAGGAUCUCCAGAGAUGCAUCUAUCUGCAACACUUCAGGUCACAGGUGAGGCAGAAUAUGCUGAUGAUAUGGCAAUGCCACCUAAUGGCUUAGAUGCUGCAUUGAUCCUGAGUAGAAAGCCUCAUGCCCGCAUAGUCUCAAUUGAUGAUUUCGGCGCAAAGUCCUCACCUGGCUUUGCAGGCAUUUUUUAUGCUAAAGAUAUCCCUGGGGAUAAUUCUAUUGGACCCAUUGUUUCUGACGAGGAGCUCUUUGCUUCAGAAUUGGUAACUUGUGUGGGUCAGGUGAUUGGCAUAGUAGUUGCUGAUACCCAUGAAAAUGCAAAUCUGGCUGCGAGAAGCGUGCAUGUAGAGUACGAAGAACUUCCUCCUAUUUUAUCUAUAGAGGAUGCACUUAAAUCUAAAAGCUUUCAUCCUGGCUCAGAGAGAAGAUUCAAGAAAGGCGAUGUUGAUCUUUGCUUUCAGUCAGGUGAGUGUGACAGUAUCAUAGAAGGAGAAGUACAAGUAGGUGGUCAGGAACAUUUCUACUUGGAAUCAAUGAGCAGUUUAGUGUGGACCAUGGACAGUGGUAAUGAGGUCCAUAUGAUCUCAUCCACUCAGGUAUGUAUCACCAUUGACGGCAUUGUUAAUUUUAGUUUUAGAUGUCUUCUGCCUGUAAGUUUUCCUUUUUUAUUUUUUUGUUAAUCAAUUCUCAUAAAAUCAAUCAC